CACAUCUUCACCAAUCACAAUUUUUCCAUUUUUGUAUUUUAUCCACCAAAAGAUUAUUUUUUUAAUAAAAAUUUCCUUUUCCCAAAAAAUAAAAACGCACAGUUCAACAUGAACAUCAUACAGUAAUAACUUCGGAAACUCCGUCAAUUACAACCUCAAAUUUUCCGAUCCAUAUAAAUCCAAUUCCCAACCACUCCAUAAUGUCAUCCCCACUUUCAUCAUUCUCUAACUACCAUGAACGGCGGCGCCACCUCUUACUCCGGUGACGUCUCCGCCGUUAAACGUAGACACAGCAGCCAAACCGUUCAUUCUAACGGCGUUAACGCGACGGAUUCAAUGCCGAAGAAUUCCUCUCUCUUUUCUCAAGCUUCGUUUCUGAAAUGGACAUUAUCUGAUGUUGUGCACGUGGCGACUCAUCAUUGGAUGCCUUGUUUGUUUGCUUGUGGUCUUUUGUUCUUCAUGGCCGUGGAGUACACGCUCCUUAUGGUUCCUUCUUCGUCUCCACCGUUUGAUUUGGGUUUCAUCGCCACGCGCUCUCUUCAUCGCGUUCUCGAGUCUUCGCCUGAGCUCAACAAUGUUCUUGCCGCACUCAAUACGGUGUUUGUGGCAAUGCAAACGAGUUAUAUCUUAUGGACUUGGUUGAUUGAAGGACGUCCCAGAGCAACAAUUUCAGCACUUUUCAUGUUUACAUGUCGUGGGAUUUUGGGGUAUUCCACCCAGCUACCAUUGCCUCAGGAUUUUCUGGGUUCUGGUGUGGACUUUCCUGUCGGAAACGUAUCGUUCUUCUUGUUUUUUUCGGGCCAUGUGGCGGGUUCGAUGAUAGCUUCCUUAGACAUGAGGAGGAUGAAGAGGUGGGAGAUGGCAUGGACAUUUGAUUUGUUGAAUGUUUUACAAGCUGUGAGGUUGCUUGGUACAAGAGGCCAUUACACUAUUGAUUUGGCUGUUGGAUUAGGUGCUGGCUAUUUAUUUGAUUCUUUUGCUGGUAAGUAUGUUGAAGAUAGCAAGAAGAAAAUAGCUAAACAUAGUGGCAAUGGCAAUGGUGUAUGAAAUAGGCAAGUACUCAAUGUGUGAAAUUUGUAGUGAAAAGAGGAAGAGUUUGAAUUGUAAUUGUAAAGCAAAUAACAAAAGAAAGAAGGGUUAGAGAGUGAUGUUAUUGUAAUAGUGGUUGGUUUUGCUGUUGAAUAAUUAAUGUGUAAUUUCAAUAAUUGAUUUCUUUCACUAGUGUAUGAUUAGGAUUUGCUUA
Messenger RNA from Lathyrus oleraceus (garden pea), 1243 nucleotides. Its product is annotated as phosphatidylcholine:diacylglycerol cholinephosphotransferase 1. The coding region runs from base 235 to 1047 and encodes 270 amino acids. Lineage: Eukaryota; Viridiplantae; Streptophyta; Magnoliopsida; Fabales; Fabaceae. The record is from RefSeq and is a predicted model, not a curated record. The transcript has 3 exons. Gene Ontology annotation, molecular function: diacylglycerol cholinephosphotransferase activity.